AUGCAGAGUUUCGAAACCGAACUGCAGCCGGUUUCUUCCUUCAUACAAUUCAGGUCCUACAUGUCAAUUGACUACAUUUUUGAGGAAAAACAGACUAUUUUAGUUGAAUUAUAUCAAUGCUCAAAAGGCAAUAAGAUGGAUUCAUCCCUGUUAGGCAGCACAGAAAUUUUAGUCGGAAGAACAAUUCACAGUGGAGGUGAAGAGGAAGUUCCUUUAAGAAUUCCCCAAGGUGCAACUGGGGAGUCUGAACCCUUCAACGGAUCAAUGAUACUUUGCAUUCGAGAAGAACCUUCAAUAAAGCAAAACAUUGUUCUGAAGAUGCAAGGUGUCGGAUUGGACAAAAAGGAUAUGUUUGGAAAAUCAGAUCCUUACAUUAUUAUUCUCAGGAGAAAUGAACGUGGAAAAGACACGGUCGAUCCUGAUAUAGACGAUGUUAUUGGCGAGUUCAUAACAACAGCCAGGUUCCUAUUGACCUGUACAAACGAAGGAAGGAACUUUGAGUUAAUAAAUCGUUCAAAAUUUCGCCGGAAAAAGGUGUACAGUAACUCGGGCGUUGUCAACGUUAAAGUCAGCAUCUCCUCAAACGCGUGCUCAUUUUUGGAUUAUAUUUUAAGUGGAACCAGCAUUAAUGUGAUCGUCGGAAUAGACUUGUCAAAUCAAAUUCACCAGAGUAAUAGCCCAAUGCGCUUUACUGAAGCCAUCUCCAUUGCGAGAUCAGCAGCGGUCAAUAAUGAGUACAUCAUUGCAAUCCAAGCUGUUGUGGAAAUUCUUCAAGUUUACGACAGGUAG
Rodentolepis nana is the source of this 789-nucleotide messenger RNA. The record is from the annotation of a GenBank genome assembly. NCBI's taxonomy places the organism in Eukaryota, Metazoa, Platyhelminthes, Cestoda, Cyclophyllidea, Hymenolepididae.